Hippopotamus amphibius kiboko is the source of this 996-nucleotide messenger RNA. It is a transcript of the gene ELOVL6, whose product is annotated as ELOVL fatty acid elongase 6. The record is from RefSeq and is a predicted model, not a curated record. Gene Ontology annotation, biological process: very long-chain fatty acid biosynthetic process; fatty acid elongation, saturated fatty acid; fatty acid elongation, polyunsaturated fatty acid. NCBI's taxonomy places the organism in Eukaryota, Metazoa, Chordata, Mammalia, Artiodactyla, Hippopotamidae. Gene Ontology annotation, cellular component: endoplasmic reticulum; endoplasmic reticulum membrane. The coding region runs from base 157 to 954 and encodes 265 amino acids. Gene Ontology annotation, molecular function: fatty acid elongase activity. The transcript is spliced from 5 exons.
GUAAAAAGGGUGAUGGACAAACGUGCGGGCACUAAGACCGCAAGGCAUUCAUUUCCUCCUAUGGUGGAUGCGGACGCCGGGAGGAGGAGAGUCCCAGAGCUAGGAGCUGGGAGCAGAGGCACAGAGAACACGUAGCGACUCCGAAGAUCAGCCCCAAUGAACAUGUCAGUGUUGACUUUACAAGAAUAUGAAUUCGAAAAGCAAUUCAACGAGAAUGAAGCCAUCCAGUGGAUGCAGGAAAACUGGAAGAAAUCUUUCCUGGUUUCUGCCUUGUAUGCUGCCUUUAUCUUCGGCGGUCGGCACCUAAUGAACAAGCGGGCGAAGUUUGAACUGAGGAAGCCAUUAGUGCUCUGGUCUCUGACCCUUGCAGUCUUCAGUAUAUUCGGUGCUCUUCGAACUGGUGCUUAUAUGCUGUACAUAUUGAUGACCAAAGGCCUGAAGCAUUCAGUUUGUGACCAGGGUUUUUACAAUGGACCUGUCACCAAAUUCUGGGCUUAUGCAUUUGUGCUAAGCAAAGCACCCGAACUAGGAGAUACAAUAUUCAUUAUUCUGAGGAAGCAGAAGCUGAUCUUCCUGCACUGGUACCACCACAUCACUGUGCUCCUGUACUCCUGGUACUCCUACAAGGACAUGGUUGCCGGGGGUGGUUGGUUCAUGACUAUGAACUAUGGCGUGCACUCUGUGAUGUACUCUUACUAUGCCUUGCGAGCAGCGGGUUUCCGAGUCUCCCGGAAGUUUGCCAUGUUCAUCACCUUGUCCCAGAUCACUCAGAUGCUGAUGGGCUGUGUCAUUAACUACCUGGUCUUCUACUGGAUGCAGCAAGACCAGUGUCACUCUUACUUUCAGAACAUCUUCUGGUCCUCACUCAUGUACCUCAGCUAUCUUGUGCUCUUCUGCCACUUCUUCUUUGAGGCCUACAUUGGCAAGAUGAGGAAAACAAUGAAGGCUGACUAGUGUCGGAACUGAGGAGGAAGCCAUAGCUCAGGGUCAUCAAGA